AUGGCCAGCCCUCAGGAAUUGAGCAGCACGGAGGAAGACAAUCUCCUAGACAUCCAACUAAGCAGUGCAGAAGAAGACAACCUCCUUGACCUCCCCUCACCUGAAAUCUUCUCCGAAACCCCUACUCAUCAAUCAAACAGCCCACUCACCAUCGCAGACCUCAACCCUGGAACCCCCCUCCUCUCCGUCCAACUCUCCGCACCCCAAACCACUCCCCUCAAAACCAAGUUCGCCAUCACACUAAAAAUCACCUACACCGGCCUCCUCCUCAACCCGGACAAAACCACACCCCCAACCACCCGCCCCAUCACCUUCCGCCCCUGGACAAUAAUAGCCUGGCACCAAACCGAGCCACAGCGCGAAGGGUUCUGGCUCUACCGCCACCGCCCAAUCAACAACAACAACAACAACAACAACAACAACCACGAUAACCCAUGGGAGUUCACCGAAAUGGACGACGGCACAAUCUGCACCUUUGCCAUCUACGACGACCCCGACAAAGAAGUCCCCGUCUCCAAAGGCGACCACAUCACAAACUCCUUCAUCAGCCUCCGCCCCGGCGAAACCUGGACCUGGGAGGAGACACUUCAGCAGGAAUACUGGAGCUUGCUACCAGAUGACGCAGUCCCGACCGACAGAUUCAGGUUUUGUUUCAAGGGCGCCUACGUCGACUGGUGGGACUGGGGGGAUUUGGAGGAGCAUAAGCAGGCUGGGACGACGGUCUUGCUGCCGUGCUUUGAGGCGGCGAGGUCGAUUGAAAGGGAGACGGACAAGAAGAUGCCUGCUUUGGUUGUUCCUGGGGCGGACGAGGGGGUUGAGUUUGUUAUCGUCGAUGGUUCUACACAGGAGGGUUCUGGGGGUCUGACUUCAGAGAUUAGUGAAGGCAUGGAAAGCCCCGUCAAGAGAAUAUGA
This is a messenger RNA of Podospora bellae-mahoneyi, 912 nucleotides long. RefSeq lists its product as uncharacterized. The coding region runs from base 1 to 912 and encodes 303 amino acids. Lineage: Eukaryota; Fungi; Ascomycota; Sordariomycetes; Sordariales; Podosporaceae. The transcript is spliced from 2 exons. The record is from RefSeq and is a predicted model, not a curated record.